This is a messenger RNA of Periophthalmus magnuspinnatus, 5924 nucleotides long. RefSeq names its product excision repair cross-complementation group 6-like 2 (gene ercc6l2). The record is from RefSeq and is a predicted model, not a curated record. The coding region runs from base 222 to 4577 and encodes 1451 amino acids. The transcript has 20 exons. Gene Ontology annotation, molecular function: ATP-dependent chromatin remodeler activity; ATP binding. NCBI's taxonomy places the organism in Eukaryota, Metazoa, Chordata, Actinopteri, Gobiiformes, Gobiidae.
GUUUUCCUGCCUUAUAACCUCUGUAUUUGUAAUUUUAAAGCAUUUAUAUUCCCAUAAGGAUGCGAUCUGAUUAUAUAGUCAGUUUUACUAUUAUUUGUGAGUGUGGCUCUAUGUUGUGUCCUGUCGCAACAUUUAAAACACUUAUAAGCUAACUUAGCUAUAUGCUACUGUCAACAUCUGAACAGGAGAGACGCCGCUGAUGCGUAGUAGAGAACCGUCUCAUGGCUUCAACUUCUGCUACUGAAAGUGCAAAAUGGUGUGAAGGCGACACCUGUCUAGCUCCAGACCCAAAAGAUGGCAUGCUACGAGAAGCGACGAUUCGUAGACUUUGUCCUUCCUCUUCCACCUCUGACCAUUCCAAUACAGCCUGGGUAACAUUUAAGGACGGCACAGAUGGAGUGGAGGAAUUCGUGCCUGUGUCUAAACUAAAAAAGACUGAAGCAAAUAGUUUAACCAAGGAGAAACCCUUCUUCCCUGGUACUGUGAUCAACUCUAACUUGUGUGUGCCUUUAGAGCUAAAUUAUGAAGACAAAGUACCUUACACAAUCAAUAGGUACUUGCGAGAUUACCAGAGAGAAGGAAUCAAGUUCAUCUACAGCAACUACAUCAGUUCUAGAGGAUGUGUCUUGGGAGACGACAUGGGCCUAGGCAAAACAGUGCAGGUAAUUGGCUUUCUCGCUGCUGUAUUACAUAAAAAAGGAACAUGGGAGGAUGAAGAGAACAACCGACCAUCCUUUCUGCAGAGCCAGACUGGUUAUAAGCAAACUUAUGCAAGCAAGGUCUUCCUUGUUGUGGCCCCUUUAUCAGUGCUGUAUAACUGGAAGGAUGAACUGGAGACGUGGGGUCACUUCCAGUGUGUCGUAGUCCAUGGGCUGAGGAAAGAGGAGGAGCUGAACCGUGUUAGAAAGGGCCGUAUUGAGAUUGCACUCACAACUUAUGAGACACUUCGUCUUUGUCUGAAUCUUUUUAAUGACAUUGAUUGGUCUGCUGUUAUAGUAGAUGAGGCUCAUAAAAUAAAGAAUCCGAACUCUCAGAUUACACAGGCCAUGAAGGAGCUCAACUGUCAGAUUCGAAUUGGCCUCACUGGAACAGUUUUGCAGAAUAACCUUGAGGAGCUGUGGUGUGUUAUGGAUUGGGCUGUGCCGAAAUGCCUUGGGAGCUUGGGACACUUCAAAACUAAAUUUUCGGAGCCGAUAGAACAAGGACAGAAGCACAACGCUACCAAACGCGCUCUCGCCACUGGGAGAAAAACUGUCCAAGGAUUAGUCAAGAAGAUUUCACACUAUUUUCUUAGAAGAACAAAAGCUCUCAUCAAGGAACAGCUGCCUAAGAAGAACGACAGGGUGGUGUACUGCUCCCUGACGGACUUUCAGCAGACAGUGUACCAGGCAGUUCUGGACAGUGAAGAUGUGACGUUACUCCUGAGGUCAUCUGAAAAAUGUGACUGUGGAAAUGGACACUCCAGGAGGCGCUGCUGCUACCGAGCCAAUUCUGAAGGGGUUGAGAUGAGAAAACUUUACUUCACAUAUUUGGCCAUAUUGAGAAAAAUUGCCAACCAUGUGGCUUUGCUCCAGUCCAGCCCUGGGACCAGUAAGAACCAGGAAAAGUACACAGGUGUCAUUUGUGAGAAUGUGUUCCAACAGUUUCCAGACUUUGUGCAAAGAUGUAAACAUGAAUCGUUUGAAGCCUUAUCAGACCCAAUGUACAGUGGCAAAAUGAAGGUUUUACAAAAGCUGUUGCAUCACUACCGUCAACAAAAAGAUAAAGUACUUCUGUUUUCUCUUUCAACAAAGUUGUUGGAUGUUCUGGAAAGUUACUGCAUGGCUGAAGGUUUGGACUACAGCAGAUUAGACGGGAACACCAAAUCCAAGGAGAGGGUCCAGAUUGUCAAAGAGUUCAAUGGCUCCUCUCAUAUAAACAUAUGCCUCAUUUCUACCAUGGCAGGUGGACUCGGUCUAAACUUUGUUGGAGCUAAUGUGGUCAUUUUGUUCGACCCGACUUGGAACCCUGCCAAUGAUCUUCAGGCUAUUGACAGAGCAUACCGCAUUGGCCAGUGUCGGGAUGUCACAGUUCUCAGGCUCAUCUCAUUGGGAACGGUGGAAGAAGUGAUUUACCUGAGACAAGUUUACAAACAGCAACUUUACUCAUCAGUUGUGGCAGCGGAGAGUGCACGGCGGUACUUUGAAGCGGUACAGGGGAAUGACACACAGAAGGGCGAGCUGUUUGGCAUCAAAAACCUCUUUAGACUCAAGACUCAGGGGACAUGCCUCACACGUCAGAUCUUGGAGAGAGAAGGGCAAGUGGAGGCUGGGCUAACAACAACUCGAACCCACAUGAGGGAAGAGAAAGAAGAGGCUAAGGUGCUGAUGGAACCUGAAAACGCCACUCCUGGAGGAGUACUGGACUUCAGCAGUGAUGAUGAUAAUGAUGAUGAAGAUGGGAUUGCAAAGAAGACAUCAGACUUCAACACAACUGAAGGUGCUACCUCUACUCCAGGAAGAAUGAUCUUUUUAGAACAUUCAAAACUGCUGCAAAGAGUUAUGGGAACCCCAGAACCGGCCAAUGGAGAUAGCUCCAAUAUUGACGAAAGCAGUUCUGAUGAAGAUGAUCCAUGUUCCUCCAAUGAGUCCAACUUUACAACUGUGAAGGACUCUGACAAGAUGAAGAAAGAUAUAUUUAAAAUAUUGAGUGACUCUGAGCCAGAUGAAAAUGACGUAUCAAAGAAAGAACAGAAUUCCCAAACAAAAAAGCAUGAAGCGUAUGUCGUAUUUCAAAGUUACACAGACGAAUCUGAAGACCUGGAUGUAGAGGCGAUGACUUUAAAUCGAAAGAAAGCGCCCAAAAGAACUGCCACAUCAGAUGAAAGAAGUAAAACGAGACAGAAACGUGGUCCAAGUAAAGUCAAAUUUACAGAAGAGAUUGAGGCAUUUCCAUCAUCUGAGGACAAACGUACGAGCAAGAACCCUAGACCUUUAAAUAAACCAGGGUUUGUGACACCAAAAAAACAAGAUGGAGUCUCCAAAACACAUUUAGCUUCCCCUCAGUCCAAGAAUGGGAGCAUUGACGCUGUGCUAGGUGGUGUCCAGGAAGUAGCCUACACCCACUCCAACCAGAGAAUAGUGGGAGGGAGCAGAGCUGAGGAGCUGAUCAGCAGAGCGGCAGUUAGAGAUGUUUUUGAGCUCAAGAUAUUCUCUCAAAUGCAAGCCAACAAUCUCUUGGGCACACGGGAGACCCUCUCGGAGAGUCUCCCUGAAGGCCCCCCGAUGCAAAGCAGAACUUCCGCCGCGAGCAUUAUCCAGAGAGUGAGAGCAGAGCAUCCAGUAACAUUCAGGAGCAGAACCACAAACCAGACGAGACAUACUACGUUUAUCAUUGGAGAAACACCUCAGACUAUUUGCAGACAACAGUUGGGGGAUAUGGCCACAAAGUUCCAGUUCUCUUCAGUUGAACAGUUUGCUACAGAAGUUCUAAAGAGCACCUCAAACCAAAGACUGUCCUGGUUACGACAAUACUACUCUUUACUGGAUCACGCUGAUUUGGCCAAUAUGAUCACCAUGCACUUUCCACUUCCUGUUUCUACAAAAUCCUCCUCUUUUACCUCUUCUACCUCUGCAAAGGUUCCUUGUAAUGAAACUACCAAACCAAUCACAAACACUACUUCAAGUCCGAAGAAGGGGAGCAAAAGGUCAAAUUAUCAUGAAGCAAAGUUGAAAGUUCAUGCGAAAAAGCCAAAGAACGAAUUUGAGAAUAUACCAAGCCCAGAGGCAGACUGGCCUGAGGAAAACGUUGAGAUCACCACCGAAUUCAUAAAGAAAAGAAUGAAAAAAGAUUGUCGUGCCUUAUACCAGACCAAUUUUGAAGCUAACAAACAAACAAAAGUUAGCGCAAAGUCACCUGCUCUGCUAGCCAAGUCGACAUUUCAACAAACAAAAGAUCUGUUUCAGAAUAUUCCCAGUCCCGAAGCAGACUGGCCUGAGGAAAAAGUCGAGAUUGCCACCGAAUUCAUAAAGAAAAUAAUGAAAAAAGAUAGUGAUACCUUUAUCUCAACCACAUUUUCCAAUAACAGAGAUUUGCAAAUGAGCCCUAACUCACCUGCUGAUUCCAAAAUUCCUAGAUUCCAAGAAACAAUGGAUAAACCAACAAUUUCCCCAAAUUCCCAAGAUCCGAAAACAAACUGUGAAUCUUCAGCUAGCACAAAUGACAAGUCUUUUCUUAUAGAUCUAAUAGGAGACACCUCAAUACUUGACGAUUUGUUUAAACCUAAAAAGAACCUGCCCAAAACUGCAGACUCAACCUCAGAACUGACCAGCAAACCGCCACCUUCUAAUAAGAAAUCUCCUUCUUGUUCAAAGGCUCCAAUAGCAGCUUUGUGUGAGGGCAGUUCUUCCAAAAUCCCAUUGAAAAAGACCUCCAAGGACUUAUGGGACAUCCUGCAGGAGGGGAACGAAGCAAGUUUAAAUAGACUUACGGACCCAGGUGAAGUUCAGAGGGUCUGCAUCACAGCGAGGCAGCACUACAAACAAGAGGAGAGUGAAAGCCUAUGGAAAACCAAUGAGAGAUUCAUAUGGAAGAAAUAAUUCCCUUUUCUAGUGUUUUAAAGGUGCACUUUGUAACUUUUUUGAUGUAGGAUCUGUUGCCUGCUUGUCUCCGUGGAGAUUUUUUUAUGCAUUGCAUAGGAUUUUACACAGUAUGACAUUAAAUCUAUCUAUGCAUUGAUGUAAUUCCAGGUGUUGUUUUUUUUAAAAAAUGUAUAUUGUGGAACAUUUCAGGCAAAGCAAUAACUUCAUGGAGACAAGCAGGUGUUGGAGAUUUUAAAGAUGCAUAUAAUUUUAGAUUGUUUUUUUUACCUCAUGUUCUCAACCUUUUUAACUCUAUUUUAAUUUCUUGCAAAACAUUGAUGAGGUAUUCAAGGUAUUCUAUUACAAUAAUUCCAGUUUACAGUUGUGGCUUGAUUACAUGUGAUUUGUUUGAAUGUUUAAAGCCUUGCAGCUGCUGGGAAGUGUCUCUCUUUUAUUAUCUUUUUAAACUUUGUAUACUGUGUUUUAUUUUUUAAGUACAGGUCCUGGAAAUUUGUAAUAUUUUAAUGUGCACUGCCUCAGUCACUUUGUAAAGGAAAAAAAUGUUCACUAUGAACUAUUUACGAUCAAUUUUACAAUAUGCCGGGUGUCCAUAAAAUCUCUUUCCAAUAAAAAAUAUAUAUAUUACGUGCACAAUUGAUCAGAUAUCUUGUUCUAUUGUCCUGUGGUUUCCAAAGUGUUUGAGCUCAUUUAAUACACAUUAAGAUGGGACUGCAUUUCUUGCCAUGUUCGCUGUAGUAUAACCUCAUCAUUGGUUCAUUUGCAUCUGUUAUCUUUUGCUUUAGUUCAGUAAUGUCUGAACUAAGGAUAUCUUUAACAUAGCACCAUAGAAAGAAAUCUAGAGGUGUGAUCUAGUAUUGGUCCAUCCCUUCCAAUCCAAUGGUCUGGAAGUGUUUGAUUGAGGAACUCACAAACAUGAAGACCCCAAUAUGAUUUAAAAACUUUUAUUCUAUUGUACUCAGUGGUUAUAAAUCUAAAUCAUAUAUCUUAUCAAUUGUCUGUAAUUAAAUGUUAAAAUUGUAAAGAGACUUUAUGGGCACCCUGUAUAAUCAUUUAUACAAUACUAUAUUUGGAUAAUAUUAGUAUACACUGGGCCUGUCAUGAAGUUUACUGUAUAUAGCCUUGAAUAUAUGAAAGCUGGAACAAAAAGUGGAAGAUUUGGGGGAUUUUUGUUAAAAAGUGACUUCUAUGGCUAAUGAUUAAUUCUGUUAUUUAUAUUUAUAUUCAUUGAUUGAGCUAGAACAGUGGUUCUUAACCUUGUUGGAGGUACUGAACCCCACCAGUUUCAUAUGCACAUUCACCGAACUCUUCUUUAUUGAACAAUAAAAUAUGAUUUUUUUCAAAUUC